This is a messenger RNA of Gamsiella multidivaricata, 2727 nucleotides long. RefSeq lists its product as uncharacterized. The coding region runs from base 65 to 2542 and encodes 825 amino acids. The transcript is spliced from 3 exons. The record is from RefSeq and is a predicted model, not a curated record. Lineage: Eukaryota; Fungi; Mortierellomycota; Mortierellomycetes; Mortierellales; Mortierellaceae.
ACGAUCGCUUUAACUGAUCUUUCGCUCUCAUUCUUCUUCUCCAUUCCCUGAAGCCAAUCACCUCAUGGACUCACCGAUCCCCGGAUCCGGAUCCGCGCCCUCGCCAGGUCCGAUUCCACAGCCCAAGCAGAAUCCAGCAUACUCUGCGAACGUACCGAGCCCGAACCCGCCCCAGGCAACUGACAGCACCACCACCACGACUACUAAGAAAAAGAAGAAGAAGAGAGCCUCAAAGCUCAUGACGUCCUUGGAUAAUAUCAAAGGUGAUUUCAAGUACAACCAGCAAUUCCCAACACAAUACAGGCCAGUCUCGCCAGCAGGCCCAACGAGGCAUCGGCUAUCGCCCAACCGGCCUUCUUCAGGUCGAUCUUCGACGCCGACAACGCCGUUUUCCUCAGGACCAAAUACACCGCCUCCAUUGCAUGUUUCUCUGCAGCAGCCAGAAAAUGAAGAAGAGGGCUUCAUUGGCCCUUUCCCUGCCUCUGAACAAAGACAGGACGGGUCUUUACCUGGUCUCAGGAUUACUGCACAAAUCCCUUAUCAAGCUCCCCAACAACACGAUAUACAAGUGCCUCAUCCUACUCAGCCUCCACAGUGGACUGCCGCAGUGCCUCCUCGGCCAUUCACCUUGACACCGUCCGUCUCGACACCAUCUGUCUCAACACCAGCCUUAUCGUCGCCUGCAACCCAAGGAGCGACACCGCACCAAUCAAUACUAGCAGGUGCUGCAACCGCAAAGUCUUCAAGCACAAUGAAUGAUCUCCGAAUGGUGAUGGCCCACGGCGUACCCAUCUUGGCGAGCAACAAAAUCACAUUGCUGACCGCAGGAGAAUGUAUUUUCAGGGCGGCUGUUCAUAUCUUGAGCAGGAAGUUUGUCUAUAUGACCAAGAGCUUGUUUAUGGCGGAAUACAACAAGGUGUUCGGUUGUGUGGAUCGACACGGCGGGACUUUUUAUAAACAUAACGAAUUUCUGGACUCCAGAAAGGCAAGGACUAUCGUGGAGUCUGUCGUUCACGAUGGCAGGAAAUACUACCGCCUCGUACCCAGCUACUUUCAGGGAAUUGCGCACAGCGUCGGACUACCGCCGCUCCCGCAAUUGGAGAAUACUCGCUACGACAUCGACGACGAGGACGACUUGCCGCCCAUCCGACCUCUGGGAUCUCUUUGGCAUCCCGAACCGCGUGGAUUGAGUCCAGAGUCAGCAUACUGGAUUUGGGCAGACGCUCUGAAACUUCCAUUCCCAGAAUCAAAGACGUGCCCACCGCUCUAUAAAACAGUCGAGGCCUUCGAAGAGGAUCUCCUGAAAGCCAAGGGGACAGGAAUGGAGGCCAAGACGAUACGAAAGCGAAUGAGCAGGCAUUCCUUCAGGAUUCUGGAGGGUAUGGAGAAGGAAAGACAGGAAGAGUUGAAGAGAUCAGUCGAGGCCGCCCACAUUGAAUUGAAGCGUUUCUUGGACGGGUCUCAGUCACUUUUCAAGCGAUAUGACACAUUAUCGGAGACACGGUCUGAACCCAUGUCUCUCGAUUCUAGUGAUCGUGGUAUGGAAGUAGAUGAGCAUGUCCCUUCAACGUCAUUGCCAGUCCUCGUCCCAGCGUCAUCAACAGUCAAGGGCCCGCCGAACAGGAACGAAUCAGUGUCGCCUAGUCGUGGAUCUCCUACAGCCCAAUCAGGACCCGAGACGCCCGUUUCUGCCGCUGUCUUGCAGCCUGCUGUAAAAUGGGUUACCAUGAAUGACUUACCAAGCGCGAGUACACACAUCAAGACUCUGCCGCAAACCGACACGCACUUGAGGGGGUUGAAGGAGGCGAAGGACGUUGUAGCAAAGGACAGUAUGCCGGGCGACUCGGCCUCUACCUCGCAUCCCAUCCUGGUCCCUGGCAAGGGUGAAACAGGAACUGAAGUUCACUUGGCAAAUCUCUCGCUCAGGAAUCGGAUAAUCGCCAACGACCUGCUAGAACAUCCCAAGGCUGUCGCGUCAGUCGAUCCUGGAGCAGCAGCCAUCGCUGCAUCGACUUUUCUCGCGUCUUUGGAUCAAAGCGCUGCAAAGGAGUCACGUGAGAGUGCCGAGUCAAUGGAUGUUGACGCAGGGUCCUCAUCGUUGGAACAAGGUCGGACGUCAGAAUAUGGAUCGACAGGGCUUAGGAGGGCCAGUCAAAAAGGCCAGCCGAAGGUGAAUUUAACACAUCAACGGUUCAAACCCUAUCCAGGUAGUGACAGCGAAGGUUUGCAUGCAGUACAGCGAAAGGAAAAGAAGGCGUGCGGAUUCAUACCACCUACUGAAGGUGGUUUGUUCACUCUGCCGCGGCCGGCAUUACGGUCACUGCAGGAAGGGGCAUUUCUGACCGGUAUAACGUCUGCGACGUCGACUGGGCAAUUCCUGCGUACUACUCGAGACCAGAUCCUUCAGGCGCGUCGUGAAGCGCUGGAAAAGGUCAUUGAGUAUACUUGGACCUUGCCUAUGCGGAUGGGGCCGACGAGGGUGACGGAUAAGGUAGCCUCAAGCUCCCCGUCUCCCUCGACGGUCCUGUCUCCGACGUUGUAGGCAGCUGGUCUGCCUUUCUUCUUUCGAUGCUCGUACUGAUAACCUUGCUGCCUCACUGCUUCAAUGCUUCGCUGUCUCAUUCCAAGCUUACUACGUAUUGAAGACGAUUGCAAGUUGGCCAUGUUUGUAUGGUGACGAUAUCGUAAUAGCAUACUUUCAUUCUGCGGAAUAAAAAAAAUUGCAAC